AUGCGUUGCCUUAGUUAUUGUAGCCAGAAGAAGGGUAAAUGCACAGACACGGGCGGCUACAUCUCCAACUUUGAGAUCAACGAAAUCAUCAAACAGGGCGGUGCCAUGAAGAAGUGGUACGACAAAGACUCCGACUCCGACUAUCUCGUCUACGAUAGAGUCGAGUGGGUGGCCUACAUGACCGACGAGACCAAGAAACGUCGCGCUGGAGAAUACAAGGACCUCAACUUUGGCGGCACGACAGACUGGGCCAUCGAUCUCCAAGGCGAGGGCACCAAGGCCAACAGCGGCCAGGUCGUCUACCUGGAUCCCAUUGUCUGGCAAGAGCCCCAGGCAUACUGUGAUGCGCCUUGCAUUCUGGUCUUCCCACCCAGCCAGCUGCCUUCGUCGACGACCAUCACCAUGGGCAAGUACACGACUUCGUUGCUAUAUGGCAGCACAACAGUCACCAACGAGGUUACAAAGCUUGUCACGACAACUACGACGCUCACUCUCAACCUCUUGACCGUCACCACCAACGAAAUCUCCUACUCCAACGUCAAUAUCAGCAGGAACGAGGAGACCAGCUCGCUCUGGGUCGAGGUCAGCGUGCCUGUUCCUCCCGUCACGGUGACGCUGUCCGACGGCAACAAGGGGUCUACUACUCGUGUGCUCACGCUCCCUGCUUGGCCUUCCAUCACCAACGGGCCGCCAGCGGACAACGAUGGCGACGAUGACGAUGAUGACGACGACGACGAUUGGGCUUCGGUCCCAGACCCUAUCACGACGACCGCAGCACCAGAAGAGACCGAUCCUCCCGUCACGACGUUACCUACUUGGAGCACGUAUCCGCCCUACAUCGUCGAGCCUAAGGAGGACAAUGAUGAUGACGAUGACGAUGACGACCAUGGCGGCGGUGUCAUCGUAAAAACGUCCUGCAAACUGUGGUUUUUCAACAUUUGCACUUCCAAGAUCAAGUUCCUUAGAUGGACACUCCCGCGUGGCGUCUACCUAGAAGGCUUUCCGCCUCCGGACAUCAUCGGCCCUGGCCCGCCACCAGGUUCUGGUCCGGGUCCUCAAUUCACUAUCAAGCCUCCCAUGCCUCCAUGGCCCAAGAUCACAUGGCACGAUGGAGUAUCCGGACGAGCCACCUGUGAGACCGAGUCGGCCGAGUUCUGCUCAACCACUAUCACCAAGUCGGAGACUCUGGUAGGUACCAGCACGUCGACGAUCACCAAGACAACUUCGGGCUGCGACACCAUCUACGGCUGCCACUUGACCGAUGUAGAGGCUAUCAAGACGGUGACGUCGGGCACCUGCGAGCCCACCGAUAACCCUGACACGUACGACCCGCAGAAGCCUGGCUGCCCAGCUCCGGCGAUUGUGUAUCCGCGAGACCCAGAGAACGUCGGCAACAUCCCCCAGAUCCUCUCGGCAUACAGCGACGCGGUGCCCGUGGGUUUGGACUCGGAGGACUGGACGGCCUUUUACUGGAUCCCGUACCUCGGUGUGGACACGAUGGCCGAGCUGCGAGCAUCUGGACUGCCGUGGAUGAGGAGGGGUGUCGAUGAGGAAUGGGUAGACCUAGACAGCUCUCCCGGUGGCAAGGUGCCUAACGACAUCAUCGACACAGUGCCGCAUGCCGUGCUAGUCGACUCACUCGUCGAUGUUGAUGGCGACCCAGACGCCGAUGCCAACCUGCUUAACGACACGAUUGCCCAACAGACACACUGGAACGAGCUGCGAGCGGACCAGUAUCACGUUCGAGACACAGAGUUCUGGGGCCCAUCGCAAGUGUCACUGCCCAAGAAUAGCAUCUGGGGGUCUCCCGGCAGCAAUAGCUUCGAUCCGGCCGCCCCUAACAACGAGAAAUAUACGUACAACUACGACACUGCCGACGCAAGCGAUACGUAUGUGUAUGUUAUUCACGAUGAAGGCGUUUGGACAAGUCAUCCCGAGUUCCUGGAAAGGAAGUUCGAGUACCUCAACUCGGGCAGCAACUUCGGGCCCCAGGCUAAAUACACCCCCAGCUAUAAGCACGGUUCUGGCGUGGCAGCACAGAUCCUCGGCAACAAGCUCGGCAUCUGCCCGUCGUGCACCGUGGUCAUGGUGACCUCGAAUGUGCCCAAGAACAAAAAGGUACCUGAGUGGCAGGUCUACCCCAAGGAGCAACUUAUAGCCCAGCUCAUAGACGCGCUCGACGACAUCAGAAGCAAAGGCCGCAAGGGCAAGGCCGUCCUCAAUAUGAGCUUCUCUUGGGUAAAGGACUCCAUGAGCGACAUCUUUCUCCUUUCAUUUCAGAGUCUACUCGUCAAGCUUGACAGCGAAGGCGUCUUGAUUGUGGCGUCGGCCAACAAUCACGCGCAGACCGAGGGCAUUGAGAUCAGCAGAUAUCCGGCCAAGUUCGCCGACCCCAACGACAAGUACGGCGGUCUUGCCAACAUGGUGGUGGUAAGCGCCGCCGACUGGAAGACGCAGAGAGCCAUCUUCGCUCAGUUCGGCACGUACAUUACCACCUUUGCGCCUGGCAACGAUAUCGCUUGCCCGGGUGACCCGUUCCUGGAACAAACCCCUUACAGACCUUGUGAUGGCACCUCCUAUGGUAAGUCAACAAUUCUGCCAACUUUGAAAUACAGAAUCGAGUACCCUGAGUUUGCUAACUUCUUCUUUGUAGCCGCUCCGCAGGUCGCCGCUCUGGCCAACUACUUCCGCAGCGUGCCGUCCAAGUGGAAGUCCCAGCUGGACAAGACGGCCAACGUCAAGAAGCUCAUCCAGCUCUUUCACCGACGCUUCGCCGUGCACGGACACUCGGUCGACCCCACGGGUCGUAAUCCCAUCAUCUGGAACGGCCAAGUCGGCGAGCACUCGUGUCUGCGCGACUCUGAUUCCAAGGAGGAGUGGCACAAGGUGUGCCCCAAUAUCGAUGCCGAGUUGAAAGAUGAGCCGUCCAAUCCCGGCCAGCCGGUGACGCCUUGUCAAGGAGGCCAGAACGGCAACCCGACGAAGCGACAGGACGACGGUGGCAGUUGCCCGCUAGUCCCCGGUGGCAACGGGCCCGGCCAGAACAUCGACUGGCACGACGGCCCGAGCGAGCCCGAGUGCGAGGCCGAGGACCAUUGCGGUGGCGAGGAGUGCCAGGGCUACUACUGCGACCCGAACCCCAAGGAGCCACACCCGCCUGACUACUACGAUCCCAAGGAUCCCGAUAACCCGCACGGCCCGACCAAGCCCGAGGACAUUCCGAAGCCUAUCGAGCCCGAUGAGCCCGAGGAGCCUGAUGAGCCCGAUGAGCCCGAUGAACCAGAGGAGCCAGAGCUGGGAGACAUGGACCCCAACAACCCCUAA
Molecule: messenger RNA, 3324 nt
Organism: Didymosphaeria variabile
Lineage: Eukaryota; Fungi; Ascomycota; Dothideomycetes; Pleosporales; Didymosphaeriaceae
Exons: 6
Coding region: 1-3324 (1107 amino acids)
Biological process (GO): proteolysis
Molecular function (GO): serine-type endopeptidase activity
Source: RefSeq, a predicted model, not a curated record